Molecule: messenger RNA, 2527 nt
Organism: Chiloscyllium plagiosum (whitespotted bambooshark)
Lineage: Eukaryota; Metazoa; Chordata; Chondrichthyes; Orectolobiformes; Hemiscylliidae
Product: zinc-binding protein A33-like
Molecular function (GO): protein binding; zinc ion binding
Source: RefSeq, a predicted model, not a curated record
UCAGCUUCUCCCUUCCUCUGUCCGAUCGACUCACUCGAGCCCUACCCCAAACCUCUCAGCUCUCCAUGGACUUUCACCUGGGUUCAGUUAUUCACUGUAGUUCACUUAUUCUCUGCCGAUUUUUCCUCUCCUUUGCCUUCAGUUUUGUCGUUUUAUUUUUAAAAUAGUCGCUGGAACCAAGGCGAGUUCCAGUAAUAAUUUCUUCCAUUUUGCAGUAAACUACGAUGUGAAGUUGCUGACUUACCGCAGUUUAGCAACACUGGAAUAUACAAACUGAAAACAGCUUGGAUCAGGAAGUGCUGAGUAUGAACAUGGAUUCCAGACAACAAUUCCAGAGUUUCAUCGAGGAUUUAAUUUGUCCCAUUUGUCAGGAUUUCUUCACGAAUCCAGUAGCACUGAAUUGUGAACAUAACUUCUGCCACACCUGUAUCACCCAGAGUUGGAAAAAUAAGAUAAGCUCCUGCCCAUUAUGCAGAGAGGAGUUUCGGGAAAGAAAUCUCAGGGUAAAUUGUGUCUUAGCGAAUCUGGCCGAGAAAGCUCGAAAAUUCAAUCAGAAACCACAAGAGGUGGCAAGUAAACAUCACUGUGAGGAGCAUCAGGAAGCACUGAAACUGUUUUGUGAAACUGACAAGAAAUUGAUCUGUGUGAAUUGUGUAGAUUCACAAGAACACAGAGAGCACCAUUUCAUCUCGAUUAAAGAAGCUGUUGGAAUCUACAAGGAGAAGGUGAAACGCUCUCUCUCAGAGAAGGAAGCAGCCGUUCGAGAAACUGAACAGAAACAGAAACAGAAGAUUUCUGAAAUUAAGGAAAAAGGGAGCGAUCUGCAGAGCCACAUCGCAUCCGCCUUCACCAAAAUGCACCAGUUCCUCACCGAGAAAGAGCAGCGUUUAAUCCAAGAUCUCAGGGAACAAGAGGAGAAGAUUAUAGAACCAAUAGAGAAAAAUCUUCUAGAAAUUCAGGAGAAGUUAAAUUUUAUUCAGAAAAAACUCUCGAAGUUACAGGAACAAAUGGAAUAUGAAGAUGAAAUUUUAUUUCUGAAGGAUGAAACAACUCGGACAAGGAGGAUUAGUGAAGAUUAUAAUAAACUGCUAUUAGCAGAUAGCACCUUGUCUGAUGGGAAUUUCAACAGCUUUUUCCAGUACACAGUGUGGAGAGAAAUAAUUGAUGUCAUUAAACCUGUUCCAGCCUCUCUGACCCUGGAUCCGGACACAGCCCAUCCUGAUUUCAUUGUGAAUGAGGACCGGACCAGUGUGAGGCUCAGAGACAGUGACAGCUUCCACUUCCGAUCCCUGUACAAAUUGGAGAGGUUCGAUCCUUCAUUCUGUGUCCGGGGCUCAGAGGGAUUCGCCUCAGGGAGACAUUACUGGGAAGUGGAGGUGGGAGACGGGAAGGAGUGGGCUCUGGGUGUGACCCGCGAGUCUGCCGAGAGAAAACGGGUAUCCAUGCCGAGCCCUGAGACUGGAUUCUGGUGUCUGUAUCGAGAUCGCCUCGGUCGUUAUUUGGUCAGUACCUUCCCCUCACCGACACCCCUUCCCCCGAGUGAGAGACCCCAGAAGAUUGGCGUGUUCCUGGACUAUGAGGGUGGACAGGUGUCAUUUUAUGAUGCGAACGAUGUGUCCCAUCUCUACACUUUCACCCAGACAUUCACUGAGAGAAUCGUUCCCAUAUUCCGUCCGGGACUUGAUAAAAAACCGCUGAGAAUCUGUAGGAUUAAAAGUCACUGACAGCUCCAUCCCAUAAUGUCACAGUGGGACAGACCUUCCGAUCUCCAGAGGGUCAGAGGUGGGACUGACCCCAAAAGAUAUGCAUGAGAGACCCAUACUCCACCAACAUCUCCCACCAAAACUGACCAACCGACCAACUGCACUCUCUGACCAAGGACCAGCAUCAACCCUGACCCUCCCAACUACCCCACCUGACCCCUGAUCCCAACUUCACCCCCGAACCCCAACUUCACCCCUGUCCCAUGACUUCAUCUGAUACCUCUGAUGAUGAGAUGAAGUUUUAGUGAGCUCUUCCCUCAGUCUCCCUCCAUCUUCCCAGCUCCAUCUUCAAUCUGAAGAAAGCGGCUGCCUGAUGAGGACUGCCCCCUGUCUCCGAGCUCCCGUUAAUGGACUUUAUUUCCAGUGGCCGGGAGGUCACCCGGUGUCGGCAUCACAUGGUUGAACCUUCUCCCCAGUGUAUACAGGACAGCUACCCCAGAUAUCAGGGUGGUCACCUCUCCCCUUGUCCAUCAUUUCAGCUCGAGCUCACCUCUUAGCUUACCUCAUACUGAGGGUCAUUUGUUAGUCCCAACCGGACACUUGUAUGGAAAAGAGGGGGCAAGGCACUGUCCUACCAGCUUAGGGAUGUCAAUAUGGAAAUCGGAAUCAGGGAACCUGAACAUUUCCAGGGAGUCUGUGUUUUCCAGAGAGAGAAAGGAAACAGUUUCUCUGCCAAAGUGGCCUCGUGCUGUGUUCAAUAAUUCCAUAAGGAUUCUAUACUUAUUCUGUAAAGUAUUAUUUAUUAAAGUUUCUUACUUCUGUGA